Hyaloscypha bicolor E is the source of this 435-nucleotide messenger RNA. RefSeq lists its product as uncharacterized. Bases 1 to 435 code for a protein of 144 amino acids. NCBI's taxonomy places the organism in Eukaryota, Fungi, Ascomycota, Leotiomycetes, Helotiales, Hyaloscyphaceae. The record is from RefSeq and is a predicted model, not a curated record. The transcript is spliced from 3 exons.
AUGGCUCAUUCAUAUAAAUCCGAAUAUCCACCUGGAGUGCAGACAGAUGAUGGCAUCAAAGCCUUCUUCGAGGAGUUUUAUAAGACAAGCGACACCCCAGAUGCUCAUGAAAAAUACGCGGAUUCAUUCACGGGAGAUGCUACCUUGAUUAUGGCAAGCAAGAAGGGAGUUGGAAGAGAAGAGAUCCUCCAAAUCAGAAAAGGUGCCUGGGCAGUAGUUGCUUCAAGAAAGCACACUAUCCACAAGAUAUUCCCAUUUGGCUCUGGUUCUAGCGAAGUCAUGUUGUAUGGUGUUGUUGCAUACACCUUGAAAGAUGGGAGGAAAACAGACGUUGAGUGGGGUGCCAGAGCAAACUUGGUACAAAAUGGAGGGAAGUGGAAGCUGCACUUUUAUCAGGUGUAUCUUGACAGUGCUGCGACACAGAAUGCCAAAUAG